This is a messenger RNA of Diorhabda carinulata, 2802 nucleotides long. It is a transcript of the gene Sas-4, whose product is annotated as reticulocyte-binding protein homolog 2a. Lineage: Eukaryota; Metazoa; Arthropoda; Insecta; Coleoptera; Chrysomelidae. Gene Ontology annotation, cellular component: centrosome; nucleus; centriole. Gene Ontology annotation, molecular function: tubulin binding. The transcript has 9 exons. Bases 185 to 2737 code for a protein of 850 amino acids. The record is from RefSeq and is a predicted model, not a curated record. Gene Ontology annotation, biological process: centriole elongation; cilium assembly.
UUUAUUUGGUUUUUGUGUACAAUCGAAAACAUGACCUAUUAAACUUUAAAAUACAUGACAGUUUUCUCUCACAAUUGAAACAAAUUCAAAAUUUGACAACGGAAAUACAAACAAAUUUAAUAUUUUUUUGUUGUAUUAGCUUGUCGCUGAUAUUAAUUUUUAGCAUGUAAUAAUAAUAUCUGCGAUGUCAUUUGUACCAUCUCAGUAUUUAGUUAGAUUACAAGAAUUGAAACUAUGGCAAGGAAAUUAUGAUAAUCUGUUACAAAAGCAAAAAAAUAAUUUAGCUAAAGAUAUACAAUUGUCUGAUUUGGAUGAUUUGGACGACGUAACUCCGAUAAGCGAAAAAUCACAAAUUAAGACAUGCGAAUCUGUGGACUGGGAUCAACAAGCCAUUUUACCGAAAACUAAACCAUUCAAUGAACUUAUUGAAGAAAAACUGGCUGCAGAUGAACCUAUAGAAGUAUCUAUUAAAACCAAAAAACCUUUUCUAAGAAAGGGAUCAGGUUUAGCACGAUAUAAUCUGAAUCCUAUUAAAAAAAAGUUCAACGAACAGAAAAUAAUUCAAAAUAAUCAACACAAACGUCACACUGAUAUUAAGGGUAUUGAACAAAAACGUCAUGCAGAUAUUAAGAGCAAUGCAAGUAUUAAGAGCAAUGCAGAUAUUAAGAGCAAUGAAGAAAAAUGUUACACAGAUAUUAAGGGCAAUGAGCAGGCAUAUGUAGAGAAUUCUAUAACACCUUUAAAGGCACCGGAGAUUAAUAUUAAGUCUAAGGCUACAUGGACUAAGGUUAUUAACGAUGAAAAUCUAGUAGAAUGUUCUGAAGAUAACAAGUUUAAUCCUCAAUACGUGAUUGAGAAGAUUAAUGAGUUUGCUCACUCAUUCUGCACUUCUAAGAAGUACAAUGAUGAAAAAAUUUUAGAAUCAUAUUUUGACAGAUAUAACCAUGAGGACAUGUUAGAAAACUCAUUCAGUAACCAAUCAGAAGAAGAAUUACAUAUUUUUGAAACUCUUGAAAAAAAAAUUAAUCACUCUAGUUUUGUGUCUACUAAUACUAGUGUUAUUAGAUUGCUGGCUAGUACUCCUAAUAGUGUUCACACAUCUCCCCAAAAGAAUACUAAUGAUGAAAAUUUGAAAAUGUGUCAGGAGAUUCAGAGUUCAAAUGUUUUGACUAAAAUUUUAAAUAAUUUAAAGUUGAUAUCUGCUGAAAAUACUAAAGGAGAAUAUAGAGAUAAUUCAUCAGCAAGAACCAGUCGCACCAAUAGUUUUUCUGAAGAUAAAAAGUAUGUGAAAAAUCCAGAUAGCUACUGUCUAUCCCCCUCUAGCUUCUAUACAGAUUUCGAAAGUACUUUGGAACGUUUUAAUAAAAUAAACACUGCUGUAAAUACCAGUUUUUCCCAAAAUAAAGAAGCAAGUUGUCAAAACUGUAUAGAUCUUCAAGAUAAACUAGAGAAGUUGUUGUAUGAAUCAACUAAUGUAGAGGUAGAAAAGAGAAAAUUAUGUGAUUUAACGAAAGAAUUGGAACAUCAAUGUAGAGAACUUACUGCAGAAAUAGAAAACUUAAAAUUGAAUUAUGAUAAAGACAUAGAAGAUUUGAGGGAAGAAUUGGAUGAGGAACGAAAAAAGUUUGCUAGAGAAAAAGCUUUACUUGAUAUGUAUGUAAAAGAUGUUAAACCUAAAAAGAAAGACGGUAUAGAAAUGGAUAGUUUGAAAAAAGAAUUGAUUGAUCUAAAAGAAUUAAUGAAACUGAAAGAAACUAAAAAUGGUACAACUCAGGCUCGGUUGCGCAAUCAAAUCAGACAAUUGGAAAAAGAAAAAUCCGAACUGAAGUUAUCGGUGGAGCAACUGCAAAAAGAAAAUGGAAAACUCAGUGCUUCUCAGAAGAUAAAUAGGAACGCAGAAGCUAGAAUGUUACAAGAAAUUAACAGAAAUUUACACAGGUUAACGGAAGAGACAAUAAAAGAUGGAGACUUGAAAAAAGACAAUAGAACUAAAUUUGUUCAGAAAAAAGAUAAGCGACGAGGUAUGGGAGAAUUAAAAGAAAGAGUCGAAAGGGAACUACAAGUAGAAGUUAUAUAUAAUAAUGAAUUGGUUGCUAAAAAUUUAGAUAAACAAAAUGAAUCAUCGACAGGAUUAGCAAAUAACGAAUUCGGACAAAAUGAAGGAACCAAUCAACGUAAAAAAGUUUUAAUAGAGAGAGAAUUUCCUGAUGGAUCGAAAGAAAUAAAAUUUACUAAUGGGACAAUAAAAACCAUAUCACCUGAUGGUAAACUGAUCUAUCUCCAGUAUUCAAACGGUGAUAUCAGAGAAACAGAUUUAAUUAAAAACACCGAAAAGUAUUAUUUUCUCAAGAAAGAUAUAUGGUUAACGAAACACUCAGAUGGAACAGAACUUAUCGAGUUUCCCAAUGGUCAAAAAGAAGAAAGAUUCCCAGAUGGUAGAGUGCGAAUAACAGCUGUAGAUGGUACUACAUUAACAACCUACAAAGAACAUCAGGAAAUAAAUUAUCCAGACGGAUCUAAAAUGGUCAAAAACAAAGAAGAGAAAAUAAUAUAUCUAACCAAUGGUCAAAAGGAAACACAUACGCCACAGUUUAAAAAAAGGGAAUAUCCUGAUGGUACCAUUAAAAUAAUUUAUCCAGAUGGUACUCAAGAAUCUCGAUACGCAAACGGGAGGGUUCGUAUCAAAGAUGAAAAUGGCACGUUACUUAUGGACUCCCAUAUUAAUGAAACACAAUGACAAAACUUUUUAUUUUAUUUAAUUAAAUGUAUAUAUUUUAUGUUAAUUAUAUCGGUCUCUAUUCG